Morus notabilis is the source of this 2789-nucleotide messenger RNA. RefSeq names its product subtilisin-like protease SBT1.7. Gene Ontology annotation, biological process: proteolysis. The record is from RefSeq and is a predicted model, not a curated record. Bases 218 to 2476 code for a protein of 752 amino acids. The transcript has a single exon. Gene Ontology annotation, molecular function: serine-type endopeptidase activity. NCBI's taxonomy places the organism in Eukaryota, Viridiplantae, Streptophyta, Magnoliopsida, Rosales, Moraceae.
UCCAGCUAUACACUCUCAUUCAAUUGAAAGACAACCUCACUCUUUUCUUUUUAUCCUUUUUUUUUUUUCUAUCAAUUAAUUUAUUUUUCCUUUUUUAUGUGGUGUCUAACUUUUAAAAAAGAAAAAAAGAAAAAACGUUUCUAUAUAUCUCAACUCACUAGAGCAAACACAGAGGAACUGAUCAGAUUUCAGAUCAAGACCAUUACACUAAACAGACAUGUUUAAUCUCUUACUGAUUUUUUUCAUGCUUCUGGGCAUAUCCCACGCCCAGAAUGAGAAAACGACAUACGUCGUCCGCAUGGCGAGCCACCAAAUGCCGAAGGCCUUCGAGCGCCACGCCCACUGGUACGCCGCGUCGCUCAAAUCGGUUUCCCCAUCGGCCGAUAUGCUCUACACCUACAACAAUGUCGUGCACGGCUUCUCCACCAGACUGACCGACGACGAGGCCCGAUCUCUCCAGGGCCAGCCCGGAGUCAUCUCCGUCUGGCCGGAGCUCAAGUACGAGCUCCACACCACUCGGACGCCGGAGUUCCUCGGACUCGGCAAGAGCACCGACGCGCUCUUCCCCGAGACCGACUCGGUCAGUGACGUAGUCGUCGGAGUACUCGACACCGGCGUUUGGCCGGAAAGCCACAGCUUCGCCGACGACGGGCUCGGCCCGGUUCCGGCCAGCUGGAAGGGAUUCUGCGAGGAAGGGACGAACUUCACUUCCUCGCAUUGCAAUCGGAAGCUCAUCGGAGCGAGAUUCUUCUCCAGAGGCUACGAGGCGACGCUGGGCCCCAUCGACGCUUCUCGCGAGUCGAAGUCGCCUCGGGACGACGACGGCCAUGGGACCCACACGGCGAGCACGGCGGCGGGAUCUGUCGUGGAGGGAGCCAGCUUGUUCGGGUUCGCUGCCGGGACGGCGCGUGGGAUGGCCACGCGCGCGAGAGUGGCCGUGUACAAGGUCUGCUGGCUCGGUGGCUGUUUCAGCUCCGACAUAUUGAAGGGAUUAGACCAAGCCGUGGAGGACAACGUUAAUGUUUUGUCCAUGUCUCUCGGCGGCGGAAUGUCCGAGUACUACAGAGACAGCGUGGCGGUCGGAGCUUUCGCGGCGAUGCAGAAGGGGAUAUUUAUAUCCUCCUCCGCCGGUAAUGCGGGUCCCAGCGAUUUUAGUUUAUCAAACGUGGCGCCGUGGAUCACUACGGUAGGCGCGGGCACACUGGAUCGGGACUUCCCGGCUUACGUCAGCCUCGGCAGCGGGCAAAACUACUCAGGCGUGUCGCUGUACAAAGGUGACGCAUUGCCCCACGGGAUGUUGCCUCUUAUCUACGCCGGUAACGCCAGCAAUGCCACGAACGGAAAUCUUUGCAUGAUGGGGACGCUGAUUCCAGAGAAAGUCGCCGGAAAAAUGGUGCUCUGCGAUCGAGGACUCAACGCCAGAGUCCAGAAAGGCGCGGUGGUCAAAGCCGCCGGCGGACUGGGGAUGGUCUUGGCUAACACCGCCUCCAAUGGCGAAGAGCUCGUUGCCGACGCCCACCUUUUGCCGGCGAGCUGCGUCGGCGAGAAAUCCGGUAACGCCAUAAAGAAGUACCUUUUCUCCGAUACGAACCCGACGGUGACGAUUCUCUUCGAGGGGACGAAGGUCGGGGUCCAGCCGUCGCCGGUAGUGGCGGCGUUCAGCUCGAGGGGGCCGAACUUGAUCACGCCACAGAUUCUCAAGCCCGAUAUCAUCGCGCCAGGUGUCAACAUCAUAGCGGGAUGGUCGGGGAAGCUGGGUCCCACCGGGCUGGCCAUCGAUUCACGACGCGUGGCGUUCAACAUCAUCUCCGGGACGUCGAUGUCGUGCCCUCACGUCAGCGGUCUCGCGGCGCUUCUCAAAGGGGCCCACCCGGAGUGGAGCCCAGCCGCGAUCCGCUCGGCUCUUAUGACCACGGCGUACUCGUCGUACAAGGACGGCCAGAUAUUGCUCGACAUUGCCACCGGGAAGCCGUCCACGCCGUUCGAUCACGGUGCCGGACACGCGGAUCCCGUGGCGGCCCUUGAUCCCGGUUUGGUAUACGACUUAACCGUCGACGAUUACUUGGAUUUCCUCUGCGCUUUAAACUACACCGAUGAUCAAAUAAGUGGGCUUACGAGGAAAGAGUUCUCCUGCGACGCGAAGAAAAAAUACAGUGUGACCGAUCUUAACUACCCUUCAUUUGCCGUAAAUUUUCAGAGCAAUGGAGGAUCUAGCGUGUAUAAUUACAGUCGUACACUGACUAAUGUGGGCCCAGCGGGGACGUACAAGUUGUCGUUGAAAUCGGAGACCCAAUCGGUAAAGAUCUCGGUUGAGCCCGAAACGCUGUCGUUUAGUCACGCGAAUGAGAAGAAAAGCUAUACGGUGACGUUUACUGCGGUCGGUUCGAUGUCGCCGGACUCGAAAAGUUUUGGUCGUAUCGAGUGGUCGGACGGUAAGCACAUUGUUGGCAGUCCAAUUGCGUUUAGCUGGAGCUGACAAGAGGAAGAAUUAGGAGAAGCUAAUUAAGGUUUAAUAAUCAAUACUAAUUCAUCCCACUCAAAGAGGGGUUUGAUCGCUUUUCCAAAGUUAUAUCUAUGAUGUUCUUUCCUGCUUAUUAUUUAUUAUAAUGGAAGCUGCAUAACACAUUUUAGGUUUUUGUCUUAAGAGAGAAAAACAAGGAAAAUCAUGAAAAGAGGUGGUGGGGUGUUAUUGUUGCUUUUUAUUUUAGUGUAUAUUGUUCUUGGGCAAAGCCCACGUAUACAUAUAAUGUGUACACAUAUGCCUAGUUGAAAAUUAAAUGAAGCCUUAU